AACUCUGAAUACAAUCUCAAAUAAACUGCUUGGCUUAUUAUUUAAUUUUUGAGUGAAGAUUUAUGGUAAGCCUACUAAAUUUUUAGCCCAUUUAUUAAAUAAAUAAUAAAUUAAACUAUUUAGAAAUCCAGAGUUUUAUACCUUAUACAUAUUUUGUAAAUUAAAGAAGAACUGCACCAUGUGGCUCAUAUCAUUCCCGUUCAUGUAUCCCCUUAAGAAAUCUGGCCGAGGAAACAUCAGAGCAGAACACUUUUCCUGGAAAAUAUGGGUUGUGAAAUUAAUCUUCCGAAUAAACUAUAUCUAUCAGAAGUUAUUUAAAUCACAAUUUAUGUCCUGCAUACACGAAUCUUGAUCAGCACAAAUCAAGGAAAAUCGAAGGCUAUCACAUUUAUAAUGAGACUACUUUGCACCAUCAGGGCUGAAGUUAUAAAAGCCCAAAUAUAAACAUGCUAUGCAACUCUUGUUAAUUCAAAUAAAUAAGUGAUGCUGCACCUGUUGGACGGUUUCCCAUCGGAAGGUUAUGAUGAUGCACUUUCUUGUAUUAUUAAUGGGCUGUUGCUGCUCUUUUGUGGCUUUUUAGAAGUAACACAAUCUGAAGGAUGGCACGAGACACCGGCACUCAGCGGGACACCGGCUGUACGGGAUACCUCAUGGCACUGCCUAUUCACGUGUAGUACUAGCCAUGCUAGCAAGAACUGAAACUGUGUCUUAAGUUGACUACUAAAAUUAAGAAGUUUAGAUGCAAAAACCAAAAUGCCAUUUGAUGCUUUCUUCUACAAUUAUCAUUUUUCGCAGACUCCUGGGUGUAGGCUCAGUGAUUUUAGUUUUAUAGUGGCAAACAUGUUCUCUUCUUUGCCUUUAAGUAAAAUAACUGAACAUAAACCCAUGAGGCUGAAAAAGAUGCUUAUUUUAGGAGAAAAAUUCAGACGGGAUUUAGAGGUUUUUGCAUCUGAACUUUUCACACUAUAAACAAUUAUAUGAUCAAUUAGCCCUGACAGCACAUGUUUUUAGGUAAUUGUAGCUUAUUAAACUUAAGAUUAAGUUAAUCAUGUUCUAACUUAAUUUUAUAAGUAAGCUGUUUUAAGUCCGUAUAACAUAAUAUAAGUUUAAUGGACUCAUAAGGUUUAUUUGAUUCAGCUUAAAAAUUUAAGGCAAACUGAAUUUUUUACAGAGUAGAGUUUUAACAUUUUACCCGCCAAAUUGGAAAUAUGUCCAGAUAGAAUUAUUCGUCACUCAUUCCAAGCAACGUUCGAAUUUUCGAAAAAGUUCUUAGAACUAUUUUAUAAUAAAUAGCUUAAACCUAUAGCCAUCAAAUCUAGAUGGUAACCAUCAACAGCUGCUGGAUAUUUUUAAAUGUAGCUGACAUAAUACCCUACAUUCUCAUUAUUUUUGACGUUAUCAAACAUAAAUCGCAAAAAUCGUGUUUUGUUUAAACGUCUUGUAAUAAAUAAUCGAGUCAAACAACUGCGCUAGGGGCGCCAAAAGACAAUUUGGACCGCGCGAACCGAACUUCAGCAAAUUGCGUCCAGAUAUUACAAACAGAAACUCUUCUUAAAAUGUCGACCCCCCCCCUGAAUCUCACUGAACAAUCAGUGCGCCGAUCACCAGACAGGCGAGCUCGAACUCUUGGUUAUUUCUGUGCGUUCGCACUUUUGCUCGUGCUCUAUUUCAGUUGUUUUUUUCCACCCUGUAUGUGUGUGUGUGUACAGUCUGUCUUGGUGUUCAGUAAUCCGCGCCGUCCAUGAUUUUCCCACAGCCCUUACUAAUGCCCCAAAGCUGCAGCUGCCACACCGGCCGGCCUCGGAGCGCCACACGCUGCCAGUUGCUACAUUGAUCAAUAAUUUACCAGUUCGACGCCUCCCCGACCCGCUUACCCCGGGUCGACCGAGGCGAUAAGCGAUAUUUACUCACGCGGAGGGGACGUUUACUCAUCCCGUGCCUUUUAAACGCAGCGUCAGUAUAAGCUUUUAGCCAACAAGCAAGAUCCCUCCGGUGCUUCUACGGAUUAGACUGUCGCAAUGUGCACUGCCCGUGUUAGUGACUGACUGACUUGACUGCGACGGCAUUUGAGGACGCCUCUCGCGUUCGUCUGUCCGGUAACAGCGGGGGUCCCGUUAUGGUGCGGACAGUCGGUGGAUCGAAAAAGGGAGAUGCAGUCAAGACGAACAGGAACUGACUUGAGGACAUAAAGACGAGGAAAAUCACUCACUGUCGCGCAGAACAUCUUCAGGCGAGCAGUACACCGGAGAAUUUUUACCGAGCUUGUGAAUUUCCCCGGUCGGCGCUGACAGCGGGGCUCGGUCUCUCGGUUGAUGACAGCGGGAGAAACACUAUUUUGUUGACGGAACAGUUCGGGUUAUACGAGCAGUGGUCGAUAAUCCAUCGUUCCGGAGAAAGCUGUACUCUUUUCUUUUCUGUUUAACGUUUUUUUAUUCAGACGGAAGAAACUCUGGGAAACAGCCCGACUUGUUGAGUUCUUUUUUCGCUUCCGGUAUCACCGAAGAAACCGACUGGUGCGCCCGCUCCCUCUCCUCUUUUUUUGGACGCUGAAGGUUUUAAAGAAAAAUGGGUCUUUGAGGAGAGCUGGCAAAUUCCCCUGAACUACAAUGGCCACAGAAUCGUAUCUGGUGCAUGAAGGUCCCCAUCGAGCCCCGGGCAUCUCAGAGUGUUUCCUAGUGCCUGAAUCCUACAGGGAUGAAUUCCACCCCUUCAUCGAGGCUCUCCUCCCGCACGUGCGGGCGUUCUCCUACACCUGGUUCAACCUGCAGGCCCGUAAGCGCAAGUACUUUAAGAAGCACGAGAAGCGCAUGUCCAAGGAUGAGGAGCGCGCCGUCAAAGACGAACUCCUGGGCGAGAAGCCCGAGAUCAAGCAGAAGUGGGCGUCGAGGCUGCUGGCCAAACUGCGCAAGGACAUCCGGCCGGAGUUUCGCGAAGACUUCGUGCUCACCAUCACGGGGAAGAAGGCACCGUGCUGCGUGCUCUCCAACCCGGAUCAGAAGGGUAAGAUCCGGCGCAUCGACUGCCUGCGGCAGGCCGACAAAGUCUGGCGCCUGGACCUGGUGAUGGUGAUCCUGUUCAAGGGAAGCCCGCUGGAGAGCACAGACGGAGAGAGGCUGGUCAAGUCCCCGCAGUGCUCCAACCACAGCCUGUGCGUGCAGCCGCAUCACAUCGGAGUGUCUGUCAAGGAGCUGGACCUGUACCUGGCCUACUUCGUCCACAUGCCAGGUCAGUGGGUUACACUCUCUUUCUUCCCUCCUACUGCUACUGAUAUGUUGAUUUAAGAGCGGCCAGAAUCUAGAGUAAGGCGACACCGCCGUAAUCGCCGUCACAUCCAGCACACUUACUGUAUAAACACUUGCUUCCAGUGUGUGUGAGAGUGUGUGUGUGUGUGUGUGUUCUACUGCCAGAGCUGAAAUCAACCUGAAAACAGGCUUUAUAUUAAAAUAAGGGGAAUUUAUUUCUGUUUAUUAUUAUUGGUUUAUUAUUUAUUAUGUCUUUUAGUUUUGCUUCUAGUUAGGAAGAAAUGCUGUUGAGCUGCUGUCAGAUCUCAUGUUGACUUUUUGGAAAUGUUUUUACAUUCAAUCAAGAUCAUUUUAACAUUGUGAAUUAGAUUCUUUUCUUGUAAAAGGUAAACAUUUGACAUGGCUUUAGAUAUCAUGCAUGUAUUUUGUUAUCUGGUUAUGCUCUUCUGUUUGGAAGAAAUCCCCUCAAACUGUAUUGAAUUUUCAGGCUGAAUUUGGGUGGGACGAAUAAUUAAAAUCAUUUCAACAUUAUUAAUUGGCAGCAACAAAGAAAGUCAUUUAAAAAAUCCUGCAAAUUGGUGUAUCUCAUUUAUAAGCCAUCUGCUUCUUAAUUGGAAGAAAUCCUAUCAAAC
This is a messenger RNA of Danio rerio (zebrafish), 3874 nucleotides long. Lineage: Eukaryota; Metazoa; Chordata; Actinopteri; Cypriniformes; Danionidae. The record is from RefSeq and is a predicted model, not a curated record.